AUGAACAGUGGUGUGAAUCCAGUGAGACCAUUGUACUCACCGUCAAAAGUAUCCUUGAUUGAAGUAUUCUUUGUUUGCUUCGCCCUUGGGUCAUUAUUGGUGGUUGAUCUAUGGGCACUAUUCCACUCCAACUAUGUUUUCUUGGUGAUUUUCUUUCUAACCUUGAAAGUGUACUUUGUUACAGAGUUCUUCAACACAGCAUCGUAUCAACCCCGCUCAGUCACUUCAAAGUCAUUUUUGAUAUACGGCAGCAGGGGUAAUCAGGAGUUUUGGUGGAUGCAAAUGCUAACCGUGGUGGAAGUGUUGUUCAAACCAUGGGGCGAGCACAGAUUAACGGCUGUAAUUGGUGCUGCUAUUGCUAUUGUUGGCUUGUAUAUGCGACAUUUGGCAAUGAAGCAGUGCAGUGAUUCCUUUAACCAUUAUAUUGCAACUGUGAGAAAGCCGCAUCACAAAUUGGUAACCUCGGGAGUAUAUGCAAUCCUGCGGCAUCCGAGCUAUCUUGGUUUCUGGUUGUAUGUAAUAGGGACGCAGUUGUUGUUGAAUACUUAUACUAACCUAGUUUUGGAUAUUCUAAUCCUCCAUUAUUUCUUUACCAAGCGUAUUGCAUAUGAGGAGUGGAUGUUGGUGAAUAAAUUCUACGGACAAGACUAUGUCGAGUAUCAAAAACGAGUAGGUGUAUAUAUUCCCUAA
Messenger RNA from Lodderomyces parapsilosis, 690 nucleotides. RefSeq lists its product as uncharacterized. The record is from RefSeq and is a predicted model, not a curated record. The coding region runs from base 1 to 690 and encodes 229 amino acids. Gene Ontology annotation, molecular function: protein C-terminal S-isoprenylcysteine carboxyl O-methyltransferase activity. The transcript has a single exon. Gene Ontology annotation, biological process: C-terminal protein methylation. NCBI's taxonomy places the organism in Eukaryota, Fungi, Ascomycota, Pichiomycetes, Serinales, Debaryomycetaceae. Gene Ontology annotation, cellular component: membrane; endoplasmic reticulum.